UAGGGCAUGGGUCCGACACCCGUUGCAAAUGGAAAUGGGCAAUAUUAAAUGACAAAAUAAAACUGAUUUUUUAUUAAUAAAUUGUUAAAAAAACGUUUUUUUCAUAAAAAUGUAUAUAUUUGUACAAUAAUAAUAAUACAAAAAAUGGACAAUAGACGACUACUCAUACUGUAUGGAAGCCAGACUGGUUGUGCCCAAGAAGUGGCCGAAAGAAUUUGGAGAGAAUCAAAAUGGUUACAUUAUAGUGGCCCUGUUGUUGCAAUGGAUGAUUACCCAAUAGAUAAACUAAUUUUUGAAAAAAAAAUUAUUUUUGUUUGUUCAACCACGGGACAAGGUGACCAACCGGAGAACAUGAAAACAGCUUGGAAGUUUUUGCUCAGAAAAAACUUACCUUCCAAUUCUUUAACUAAUGUAGAAUUUGCAGUUUUAGGCAUGGGUGAUAGUUCUUACGUGAAGUUUAAUCAUGUGGCUAAAAAACUCUAUAGAAGACUUUUGCAGUUAGGUGGAAAGCCUUUGUGCAAUAUUGGGUUAGCUGAUGAUCAACAUGAUAUUGGAGCGUUUGCUGUAAUCGACCCGUGGAUAGAUAAUUUAUGGACUGCUUUAUUAGAGAAACAUCCACUUCCAAAGGAAAUGGUCUUAAUAGAUAGAAAUGCAUUGCCUCCGCCCAGAUGGAGAGUUCAAAUUUUAAAUGACGAUGAUAGUUCUAGCACAAACAAUAAAUUACCAAAUGCUGAUUUGUUAAAAACAAAUUCUACAACAUUAAAUUGUUUAUCAAACAUAAGAACAACAGCUUUGAACCAUUUCCAAGAUGUACGGUUAAUUAAAUUUGAGUACACGGAAAAUAGUUUAAAGUAUUCCCCCGGAGACGUAUUAAUGGUGCGUCCAGUUAAUUCUGAAAACGCAGUUAAUAGUUUUUUUGAACUAAUGAAAGAAAAUCUAAAAACUGAAUUGAAUAGAAAUUCUAUGAUGACUGUCGUUCAACAGAGUCCUGAUAUGCCUGUACCGUAUAAUUUAAGUAAACCGUUCACUUUGUAUCAGUGUGCUAAAAAUCAUUGGGACUUAAAUAUUAUUCCAAAUAGGUAUACUUUUCAAUUAUUGUCGUAUUUCACUAAUAGUGAGCUAGAAAAAGAAAAACUUCAAGAACUCACAACAGCCGAAGGACAAGAAGAACUGUAUAACUAUUGUAACCGACCAAGAAGAACAAUUUUAGAAGUAUUGUCUGACUUUCCUCACGCUCUGGCUAAUAUUCCUUUGGAUUAUCUGUUCGAAGUAUUUUCUCCUAUACGACCAAGAGCUUUUUCAAUCGCUUCAGCACCUUCUGUGCAUUUAAAUGAAAUACACAUACUAGUUGCGGUUGUCCGGUAUAAAACCAAAUUAGUAGCCAAGAGAUUCGGCUUGUGUUCAAACUGGCUUGCUGGCCUUGUAAGUGGAGAUAAAAUUCCAGCUUGGAUACAUAAAGGAACAUUCAAAUUCCCAUACAGUCGAUCCUGUAAUGUUAUUAUGAUUGGCCCGGGCACUGGCGUUGCUCCAUUUCGAAGUUACGUGUAUGAAUCAACCACCAAAGGAAGUGGAGAUGCCGAAACGUUGCAUUUGUAUUUUGGGGCGAGAAAUCGUUUUGGUGAUUUUCAUUGUGUCAACGAUUGGGAGAAAUUGGUGGACGACGGAAAACUUACAUUGUACACUGCAUUUUCUCGAGAUCAAGACCAUAAAGUUUAUGUGCAACACGUCCUAAACAACAGAGGUCAACAAUUAUACAAGCUGUUGACAAGUCAAGAAUGUUUUGUGUUUGUCGCUGGAAAUGCAAAAGACAUGCCUGCGGCAGUUAGAACGGAAUUUUCAAAUGUUUUUAUGAAGUACGGAAAUUUGGACAGUGUAGAAUCGGAAAAAACUAUAGAACAGAUGGAACUUAAGGGACGUUAUCAGACUGAAACGUGGAGCUAGUAUUUUUAAAUGGCAUAAUAUACUUGUAGCAUAUUGUUAUAAUAAUAUUGUCUUUUGUAUUCGAUGUUUAAUGUAUUUAAUGUUGUAUUCGAUCGAGGUUUAUCCGUAGUGUAAUAAAUAUUAUAAUUUUUAUAAA
Messenger RNA from Adelges cooleyi (spruce gall adelgid), 2077 nucleotides. RefSeq names its product NADPH-dependent diflavin oxidoreductase 1. Gene Ontology annotation, molecular function: flavin adenine dinucleotide binding; NADPH-hemoprotein reductase activity; FMN binding. Gene Ontology annotation, cellular component: cytosol. The record is from RefSeq and is a predicted model, not a curated record. Lineage: Eukaryota; Metazoa; Arthropoda; Insecta; Hemiptera; Adelgidae. The transcript has 9 exons. The coding region runs from base 145 to 1941 and encodes 598 amino acids.